UCUCCCUUUAUAACUCGGUGGUGUGGAUCCUCUGGCCCCUGUGUCCUGCUUUGCUACGUUUUUUCCAUUCCAUUUCAGUGUUCAGGGACGUUGUAUUUGAUCCCCCUGCACUGAAGACGCUCACCAGGUGACCGUGUGUAACGAUGUCAUUUCCAGACGGUGGUGGUAGAAAGAGAGGGUACUCCUUGCGAACGCAGCUCUUCUUCAAGAACUCGGCGAAGGGUACGACGACGUCGUCGUCUACGCCCGACGACCUGGAGAUGGGCGUUUCCGACUAUACUGGAGGCUCUGAUGCGAACUCAUCAGCAGAUCAACGCAUAGAGCUGAGGAAUAUGGAUGUCAGUGCCAGAUCCACAGUGAAUCUGCUGGAAGGGAAAAGAGAUGACGAUAAGAUCCGGUACUCAGCGGAAUUGGACCAGAUGGAUACUACGCUCGGGACUGAAGAUGGUGAUCUCUCAGCUUUGGCGGACAACGUUGGCGUACGACACGUGAAUCCCUCGUCCAAGGUUUAUGCUGGUAAAAGAGGCAGCAUUCAGCAGAGAUUGACUGAUCUGAAGAAUACCGUUCUCAACAUCAGACCGUAUAGGGAAUCAGCCAAUGGACGGAAGAUCCCUAUUGCACCGACUGGUGACUUUGAUCGCUCACAGUUCCCUUGCAAUCGCCAUAAGAAACAUGGCGAUGAAUUGUUGGAGGAUGAACGCUACAAUGAACCAUACAUCUCAAACGUCAUCUCAUCAGCAAGAUAUUCAUUGUACAGUUUUGUUCCAAAGCAACUCUACGCCCAGUUCUCAAAGAUUGCAAACCUGUACUUUUUGACUGUUUCUAUAUUACAGAUGAUCCCUUCUUGGUCAACAACUGGUACCUAUACGACCAUUAUCCCCUUGUGUAUCUUUGUUACAAUCUCGAUGUUGAGAGAAGGUUAUGACGAUUGGAGAAGACAUCUACAGGACAACAAGGAGAAUAACAACUCUACGGAGAUGAUUGUGUUCACCGAGUCCUAUAACAGAGAUCUCAACCUGUCUUCUACAAGUUCGAAUGACCAUGAACAUGGCACUAGUAUACUAGAGACUGUUGGUGACGAUAUGUUAUCACAGCCAAAUACUUUCACCAAGAGGGAUUACAUGCGUUCGGUUGGGUUAGCUGCAACAAGUGCUAAGUGGAAAGAUAUCAAAGUGGGUGAUUUGAUUCAGCUACACCAGGAUGAAGCAGUACCUGCGGAUAUCAUCUUGUUAACAUCGGAUGGCCAAAAUGAAAACGAAGUCUACAUUGAAACCAUGGAUUUGGAUGGUGAAACGAAUCUAAAGGCCAGAGUGCCUCACAGAAAGAUAUGCGAACGGAUGAAUAGUGCCUUAGGUUUCAAAGAUUUCGAAGGCUCGGUUACCGUUGAGGAUCCAAAUAACGAUUUGUACAACUUUGAAGGUGUUUUGAGCCUUGACGGCGCAGAGUAUGCAUUAGGACCAGAGAAUGUCAUCUACAGAGGAUCAAUCAUAAGAAAUACCAAGACCGUUGUUGGACUAGUCAUCUUCACAGGUGAAGAGACAAAGAUUAGAAUGAAUGCAAUCAAGAACCCAAGAACGAAAGCUCCAAAGCUACAGAGAUCAAUCAACUUGAUUGUGGUCUUUAUGGUGUUUGUCGUGUUAUGCCUUUCGCUGUUUUCAUUCAUGGCACAGAGAAUCUACAGGAAUCGUUAUUGGGAUAGGGCAUGGUACUUGUUGAAUUCAGAGGCUGGUGUUGCUCCAACUAUUAUGGGAUUCAUCAUCAUGUACAACACCUUGAUUCCACUUUCUCUCUACGUGACAAUGGAAAUUAUCAAAGUUGUACAGAUGCUUUUCCUUCAGUGGGAUAUUGAUAUGUACCAUAAACCUUCAAACACUCCGUGUGAGGCAAGAACUGCAACGAUCUUGGAAGAAUUAGGCCAAGUCAGUUAUGUGUUCAGUGAUAAGACUGGAACUUUGACAGAUAACAUGAUGAUCUUUAGAAACUUCUCAGUGGCUGGUACUGCUUGGUCUCAUGUUGUUUCAGAAGAUGAUGAAGAGAUAUCGGACCAGGACGUGGACCGUGCAACGAUACAUUCGCCUAGAUGUUCAAUUGACAUCAGAAGAAGUAACACAAGGUACACGGGACGGCCAAGUUUAGCUCCCGCAGUCACUGGGAAGAGUGCUAUGACAUCUCCCAAGGAGAACAGAGUGGACUCACUGAAGACCUCAGUAGAACUAUUGCAGCAUAUACAGGCUAAUCCAAACAGCCUGUUUUCUAAAAAGGCCAAGUUCUUCAUUUUAUCGCUUGCCCUAUGUCAUACCUGCUUACCAAAGUCAAACUCAGACGACCCUGAUGAUAUUGAGUAUCAGUCGUCUUCGCCAGAUGAAUUGGCAUUGGUUGUUGCUGCCAGGGACAUGGGAUUUGUCGUUUUCGGAAAGAACCAGACUAAAUUGACAAUCAGAACCUAUCCAAAUGGUUUGGAUGAAGACCCUGUUGAUGAACAGUACGAAGUAUUGAACGUUGUUGAGUUCACUUCAGCAAGAAAGAGAAUGUCAAUUGUUGUUAAGUUCCCAGACGGUCGUAUCUGUAUGAUAUGUAAAGGUGCAGACAACAUCAUCCUGGAGAGGUUAAACAACAUGGAUUUAGUCCAUUCCAAGCAACAAGAUGUCUACAGAUCAGCUAGUAUCAGAAAGGCAAAUGAAGCCUCCGUGGUCUUACAACAACGUCUGUCCAUGGAGCACAAGAAGAGCAUGCAGUUCCCAAGAUCUUCAAUAAGUUCAGUCGCCAAUUCUUCCAACAACGCUCAUAUCCAAACCGUUGAUGAUUUCGUUCACAGUAUCAAAAAGGAUCAAGAUGAAAUCAACGAGGUUCUGAUGGAAACCAGAAAGUCGUUGCACAUCAGAGAUAGAGAGAAGUAUAACAUCACUUCGAUUUCUGAUUACAUCGGCAACGAUAAGAUGGUUAUGAAUGAGGAAUAUGUUAUUGAAAAGACCUUGGAACACAUUGAACAAUUUUCCACAGAGGGGUUGAGAACUUUGUUAUUCGGCUAUAAGUGGUUGUCAAAGACUGAAUACGAACAGUGGGCAUUAGAUUAUGCCAGUGCAAAGACUUCAUUAACAAACAGAGCCCAAAAUAUAGAGCAGGUUGGUGGUGUUCUUGAAAACAACUUUGAAUUGCUAGGUGCAACUGCCAUUGAGGACAAAUUGCAAGAUGGUGUCGCUGAUACAAUCGAAAAAUUGAGAAGGGCAGGCAUCAAAUUGUGGAUGUUGACUGGUGAUAAGAGAGAAACUGCUAUCAACAUCGGCUAUUCUUGUAAGUUGAUCAAGGAUUACUCAACAGUGGUUAUUUUGGAUGUCGCAGACGAUGAUCUCACUUCUAAAAUGACGGCAGCUGAGCUCGAGAUCGACAAGGGAAACGUUGCACACUGUGUUGUUGUCAUAGACGGUUCUACAUUGGCAAACUUUGAAACUGAUUUAUCUCUCAUGUCAAUCUUCAUCUCGUUGUGUACCAAGACAAACUCCGUUAUCUGUUGCAGAGCAAGUCCAUCCCAAAAGGCGUUGAUGGUGUCUAACAUCAGGAGCCUAAACAAGAGACUCGUCACUUUAGCUAUCGGAGAUGGUGCCAAUGAUAUUGCAAUGAUUCAGAGCGCCGAUAUUGGUAUCGGUAUCACGGGUAAAGAAGGUCUCCAGGCUGCAAGAUCAUCCGAUUACUCCAUUGCGCAGUUCAGAUAUCUACAAAAGCUAUUGCUUGUUCAUGGAAGAUAUAACUACAUCAGAACGUCCAAGUUUGUUUUGUCAACGUUCUUCAAAGAGUUGCUGUUUUACCUUUCGCAGGCCAUUUUCCAAAGAAAUGCAAUGUUCACGGGAACAUCUCUAUACGAACCGUGGUCUCUUUCGAUGUUCAACACUCUGUUCACAUCUCUCUGUGUUCUCUGUAUCGGUAUGUUUGAGAAAGACUUAAAACCGGCAACGCUUUUGGCAGCACCUGAGUUGUAUUCAAUGGGAAGAUUGAACCAGGCUUUCAACUUGAAGAUCUUCCUGAGCUGGAUGUUCAUUGCCACAACAAUUUCUUUGUUGAUUUGUUUCUCAAGUUGGUACCUCUGGGGAUUCUAUGUAACAUAUGACAACUCUCUAUACCCUGUUGGUGUAUUGACUUUCACAGCUAUUGUGUUUACCAUCAACAUUAAGUUACAACUCUUUGAGCAGCAUGAUAGAACUUGGAUGAACUUUGCUUCUAUUGCUAUAUCGUGCCUGGGUUGGCUUUUGUGGUGUUGUAUACUACCAGGUCUCUACGGCUAUGAUACUAGUAAGAUCUAUGACGUCAAACGUGGUCUUUAUUGGAAAUUUGGAAAAGAUAUCACAUUUUGGGCUGCUCUUCUGAUUCUCGUCUCUAUGCCAUUGAUGUAUAACUUCUUCUUGAAGAUGUUACGAUACUGGAUUUUCCCAAAUGAGGUUGAUGAGUUCCAAAUUUUGGAAAAGAACACUGACGUCAGAAGAACCAUCGAACUUGCAGCUUAUGAUCAGAUGGCACAAGGAUGGAAAUGGGAUAAAGAUCAAUCCACGGUAAAGAAAGUAAUACACAGAAGAAGAAAGAACACCGUUGCAUCUCCUACAGAGCUUCCACCUGGGUCACCAUCGUCAGCUCAAAAAGUGUCAUCCAUGGAUGAUGAUGAAGAGUUUGAGACGGAGAUCUUACCAAGUGGUAAGAUCAUAAAAAGAAGGUUGAAAGACUCCACUGUACAGAAAAUUGGGAAAAAGUUGAGAUUUUUACCAGCUGAAUCUGCUGAGAAUGUGGAUGCAAUCAUUGAAAGAAGACUAAAAGAUCUGGAAUGAGUCAGUGGAUAGCAGGCUAUCUGUACAAUGUUGAAUGGGCCUACGGUAGUUGAUCAUUAUUAUCAUUUUUUUUUUCGUACGUAUGGAUGCUGUAAAUAAAUAUUCAAAUGCACUGUAAU
Williopsis jadinii is the source of this 4930-nucleotide messenger RNA. RefSeq names its product aminophospholipid-translocating P4-type ATPase DNF3 (gene DNF3). The transcript has a single exon. Lineage: Eukaryota; Fungi; Ascomycota; Saccharomycetes; Phaffomycetales; Wickerhamomycetaceae. The record is from RefSeq and is a predicted model, not a curated record. Gene Ontology annotation, cellular component: plasma membrane. The coding region runs from base 144 to 4811 and encodes 1555 amino acids. Gene Ontology annotation, molecular function: ATP hydrolysis activity; ATPase-coupled intramembrane lipid carrier activity; magnesium ion binding. Gene Ontology annotation, biological process: post-Golgi vesicle-mediated transport; endocytic recycling; intracellular protein transport.